AUGACCAAUUACUUGGAAAAGUUUUUAAUGCGAGAUAUAUCAAAAUUAUAUCAAAAUGCUGAUGAUUAUAAUGUAUUAAUUUACGUUGGAGAAGAACAUAAUGUUUCAAUCUUUAAAGCUCAUUCAGUGAUUUUAAGAGCUAGAUCAAGCUAUUUUCAUGCCGCCUUGUCAUCAAAAUGGGCUAAAAAGGAUGAUCGCGGUGAAUGCUAUAUUUUGAAAAAACCGAAUAUUUCUCCAGAUGUGUUUCAAAUUCUUCUGAGGUUGGUUUCGAGUUAUAUAUAUACUGGAAGUAUUCUAUUGGAAGAUGACACUAUUAAAUCCAAUUAUCUAAACCUAAUGAUAGCGGCUGAUGAAUUGGCCCUCAGUGAACUUAUUGAUCACAUUCAAGACUAUAUUGUACUUCAUGAAGUUAAUUGGAUACGGGAUAAUCUUGUUCAAAUAAUCCAAAUUUCUUCAAAGCAUGAAGCAUGUCAUAAACUUCAAUUAAUUUGUCAAGAAAUUCUUGACAGUGAUCCUUCUGCAAUUUUUCAAGCUCGAGAUUUUGUAAUGUUGGAGGAACAAGCUUUGAUAGAUUUAUUAAAAAGAGAUGACUUGGAAGUAAAAGAAAUUACGAUUUGGGAACAUGUAGUUCGAUGGGGAUUAGCUCAAAAGCCUUUAGGAAGUGAAGAAUUAUCCGAAUGGACGGAAGAAGACUUUACGGUUUUACAACAUACAUUGAAAAAUUGUAUCCCACAUAUUAGGUUUUUUCAUAUUUCUGGUUCUGAUUACUGGGAUAAAAUUACUCCUUAUAAAAAGCUUCUUUCAAAACAAUUGAAACAUGAACUUAAAACCUAUUACAUAACUGGACGUCCUCCAACGAAAUCCUUGAAUCUACCGCAAAGGAUGGGUGCUAUAACGAAUAAUAAAUCUGUCUUAAUUGGUUGGAAACAUUUUUGUCAGAUAGCAUCCUGGAUUGACGAAAAGACCACAAAAUAUAAACCACAUGAAAUCCCUUACACAUUUGAUCUUUUGUUACGUGGUAGCCGAGAUGGAUUAAAUGAUUUAACGGUAUUUCAUCAAAAGUGUGAUAAUGUUGGAUCAACCAUAGUUGUAAUUCAAGUAGAUGAUUCAAGUGGAAAGAUAAUCGGUGGUUAUAACCCAAUUAAUUGGAAAUCGGAAAGUGGAUGGGGUGAAACUAAUUCAAGUUUCAUAUUUUCAAUGGAAAAUGGUAAAACUUUGGAAAAUUGUAUGAUUAGUAAAGUUACCAGUCCUGAAAGAGCGAUUUGGAAUGCACCAAGGAAUCCUUGCUUUAGCCAUGAUUUACAAUGGUUUAAAGGAAAACUUAAGCAAAGUAGUUAUGAAAAAAAGAUUUACGAUAGUGAAGAAUUUGUUAUG
Dentiscutata heterogama is the source of this 1374-nucleotide messenger RNA. Lineage: Eukaryota; Fungi; Glomeromycota; Glomeromycetes; Diversisporales; Gigasporaceae. The record is from the annotation of a GenBank genome assembly.